Mugil cephalus (flathead mullet) is the source of this 3124-nucleotide messenger RNA. It is a transcript of the gene gfap, whose product is annotated as glial fibrillary acidic protein. NCBI's taxonomy places the organism in Eukaryota, Metazoa, Chordata, Actinopteri, Mugiliformes, Mugilidae. Gene Ontology annotation, cellular component: intermediate filament; cytoplasm; cell projection. The transcript has 9 exons. The coding region runs from base 29 to 1384 and encodes 451 amino acids. The record is from RefSeq and is a predicted model, not a curated record. Gene Ontology annotation, molecular function: structural constituent of cytoskeleton. Gene Ontology annotation, biological process: intermediate filament organization; regulation of chaperone-mediated autophagy.
GUGCCCUGAGCAAGCUUCAUUCCCCAUCAUGGAGAGUCAGAGGGCCCAGUCCUCGUACAGGAAGCGCUUUGGGCCUCAGGGCUCGAGCAGCACAGGAGUCAGAAUCAGUAGCCUUUCCUCAGGCCGUCUGUCCUGGCAUGGCACCCCUCGCAACCUGACCCACUCCAGCCCCAUAUCCCGGAUCUCCUUGGGCUCAACCAACACGGCCCUGCUGCUGGGGAGCCCCGGGGACCGGCUGGACUUCUCAGCUGACUCCCUGAUGAAGGCCCAGUACAAGGAGACGCGCACCAAUGAGAAAAUGGAGAUGAUGGGCCUGAAUGACCGCUUUGCCAGCUACAUAGAGAAGGUGCGUCUGCUGGAGCAGCAGAACAAGGUGCUGGUGGCGGAGCUGAACCAGCUGAAGGGGAAGGAACCCAGCCACCUGGGUGACAUCUACCAGGAGGAGCUAAGAGAGUUACGAAGGCAGGUGGAUGGUCUCACUGCUGGCAAGGCUCGGCUGGAGAUUGAGAAGGACAACCUGGCAGCUGACGUGACCACACUGAAGCAGAGAUUGCAAGAUGAGAUUGGUCUUCGACAGGAUGCAGAGAACAAUUUGAAUGUCUUCAGACAGGAUGUGGAUGAAGCGUCUUUAAAUCGCGUCCAGUUAGAGAGGAAGAUUGAAGCCCUCCAGGAUGAGAUAAACUUCCUGAAGAAAAUUCAUGAGGAGGAGCUACGUGAGUUACAGGACCAGAUCAUGGCCCAUCAGGUCCAUGUUGACCUAGAUGUGUCUAAACCAGACCUGACUGCUGCUCUAAGAGACAUCAGGGUCCAAUAUGAAUCCAUGGCCACUUCCAACAUGCAGGAGACAGAGGAGUGGUACCGAUCCAAGUUUGCUGACCUGACGGACGCAGCCGGUCGAAACGCCGAAGCCUUGCGCCAGGCCAAGCAGGAGGCCAACGAAUAUCGCCGCCAGAUCCAAGUGGUGACCUGUGACCUGGAGGCUCUCCGUGGCACAAACGAGUCCAUGGAACGUCAGCUCCGGGAGAUGGAGGAACGCUGUGCAAUGGAGACAGCUGGUUACCAGGAUACAGUGAGCCACCUGGAGGAGGAUAUCCAGGCUCUGAAGGAGGAGAUGGCGAGGCACCUGCAGGAGUACCAAGACCUCCUCAAUGUCAAACUGGCCCUGGAUAUUGAGAUUGCCACUUACAGAAAACUACUGGAGGGGGAGGAGAGCAGGAUCACCAUUCCAGUCCAGAGCUUUUCCAACCUGCAGUUUAGAGAAACUAAUUUGGAUACUAAAACCCCAGAGGCCCACGUGAAGAGAAGCAUCCUGGUUCGAACUGUGGAGACCAGAGAUGGGGAGAUCAUUAAGGAAUCAACCACUGAACACAAAGACCUUCCUUGAAGUUUUAAGAUCAGUGUUCUCUCUUCUCGUCCUCCGUCACAAUGUGGGGUUCCUGAAUGAACAUACUUUUUGUUUCCAAACCCAACAGCUUCAUCGUAUAACCAGAGUCAUUAAAUAAUUUAAUUUUUUAUCUCACUUCACCAUCACCUGGUAGCUAAUCUGUUUACUGUCUUACAGUCGUGGCAUAACCAUCAAAUACACAGAUGUAGCUUUUUGUACAGCUGUGACUAACAGACUGAACUACUAGAAAUGAACGAUAACCUUCAUGUAUUCUAACCUGGGCUGUCGGACCAGAUUUGUAGCUUUGAUUCAGAUUAGCUGCCCUAGAAGAGGCCUUGAUAUGUAGUGAUUGAGUUCAGCUAAUACGUAGCGUGGUGGAGGCUGACGUGUGGUCAUGUCUUGUGUAUGUGAAAAAUGGCGGGAGGGAGCGGCGGUUUGCAGAUUUUCGCAGAACAGAACAGGGUUUAUGUAAGGACAGAGGCAUGUGUAUGUUACAGCAGCAUUUGGCAGAAAGACAGGUGAACCUGUGCUGGUUUUAAUCCUUUGUCGGGUGCUAUUUUAUAUAUAUUUUGUCCUUUGUAGUAGCAGCUGACCGCCUGUGUGUUGCUUCUUGAGUUGAAAGGCCUGCGCACAGGCACAGGUGUUUUCAGUGAGCCUCAUCUCUUGUUGAUUAGACCUGUUCCCAGGCUGCUCUGGGAGUUUGCUAACACCAGUAACCUUUAUCUACUGUGUAUUAAUGAUUUCUACUCCUUAAAGAGUGUACAUGAGUACCGGGGGACAAACACAAAUUAUAGGCAUCCAAAAAUGUCGAAAGUCUCUGGAACAAAAAUUCAGCACAGUUUCUGAAUCCAAAUUCUAGGAAACUGAAAUAUCUGAUUUGCUUUUAUUUGAUUGUUUCCAAAUAUUGGCAUUAAUGUCUUUUUCUGGACGAGUGUCAAUCUUUGCGAUUGACUAGUUUUGUUUCCAUGUACUACCCGUAAGAAGUUGUCCCAUGAACAGAGUUGGAGACCUCUGUGUCCUGAAAUCAGUCAAAAUAUGUAAGAGCAAAUGUGUAGGGCCUUCCUGUUUCUUACAUUAUUUUACCUCUACCAUUCUUCAUCUUCUGUCCAUGUCUCUUGAAAGCAACCAGUUGGAGACGUCACAAUUUUUGACAGUGAUAUAGUGAUAUAAAAAUAUAUAUUGUGAAUGGGAGCUGCCGAGAUCUCUUCCCUCCAGCCGCCUGACCACCUUUCCAGUUUGGCCUGAGAGCAGAGAGAGACAAAAGACAGAAAAGAGCGCUGCCGUGGUAACCUCCAGCAAAUCCAGCGACACAACACUGCACUGCUGUUUUUGUUUAGAAGGGGAGGAAGUUGGUGAAAAGGUGAAAAGGACCGGGGAGAAGGACACACACACAGCAGCUGAAACAUCGUAAUCCAAGCCGCGACUUUUGUUGGAGCCCCCUGUGAGUGAAGCAGUGCUGACAGGCCUUGUCACUAAUGAGAGCAGUGCUGUACCGAAGCUGGCUGUGUCCGUGCUCGUCAUUAGAGACACAAAGUGAUUCGUACCCCCCACCUUCUAUCCUCCACAAUUUCCACUACCCUUCACUCAACCCCUUAUCCUGUUUAACACACAGCACUCUUUAGCAUUCACGCCGUUUCUUUCUUUUUUCUUUUUUUGAAUGUUUCCUCUAGAUAGAUGUGAAUAUAACAUUAGUUUUGACCUACGAUGUCAUGUUAACAAUAAAAUAUUUUGUUUGCUGGA